Brenthis ino (lesser marbled fritillary) is the source of this 1749-nucleotide messenger RNA. NCBI's taxonomy places the organism in Eukaryota, Metazoa, Arthropoda, Insecta, Lepidoptera, Nymphalidae. The record is from the annotation of a GenBank genome assembly.
AUGCCUCCAGCGGAACUCGAACCCGCGACCGCGCGCAGCAAGUGGGAUACAAUGACGACCAGCACACCAAACCUCACAAUCAAAAGUGUGACGUCAUCAUGUUCCAGCUCUUCGAAUAACUUGAAUGCAGGGUGUGCAGAGUCUCUGCAUAGUUUAAUAGACAAUUUAGAGAAAGCUGAGGGUUCCCCCGACGAGCAAUGCUCUAUGUCAUGUUCGAAGGAUAAGAAGAAAAGAUCAAUUUGCUGUAGUCGUUCUGGACAGACUGUGUGGGGUAUUAUUUUUGUACUGUGCUCAAUAGUUGGAUUUAUAUUUCCGCCUUUAGAUUUUAUGCUGCUGGAAAAACUAAAUAUGAGGCCUGGUCUUCCUCCAUAUGACUGGUGGGCUGACCCUCCAGAUGAAGUCAGGAUGAGAGCCCAUAUAUUUAACGUGACAAAUCAUGAACGGUUCUUAGCAGGCCUUGACGAUAAGAUACACGUUGAAGAAAUUGGUCCGAUUGUUUAUUUAGAAAAAUUAAAACACUACGAUAUAAAGUUCAACGAGAAUAGCACAAUGACGUAUACAGCAAAGCGCUACCUUAUAUAUCUGCCAGAUGAAAAUAAUAUCGACUUCAAUGACACUAUUAUUGUCCCAAACUUAGCUUUAUUGGGUAUGCUUUCUUAUCUGCACAACGCGAAUUACUUCGUCCGUACAGGCUUCAAGAUCAUGGUGAACUCUCACGACAGUCAGUUGUUUGUGAGGAGAACCAUCUAUGAAUACUUAUGGGAUAAUAGAGAGUCUAUCCUGGAAACUUCAAGAAAUUUGGCACCUACUUUAGUACCAGAUAGCAAUAUGGGAAUGUUAAAUAAAAUAUAUUCCGAUUUCACAGACAAAUAUACAGUAAGAAUCGGUGCUCAGUGGGGGCAUAAGAAUUUUUUUAAAAUGGACGCUAUGAGAGGUCGAUCCUACAUUACGGGAUAUGAUCCAAAUAAAUGUCCCGAUCGUCUUAAUGGAGCAACAGAGGGUGUUAUGUACCAUCAGCAUAUAUCUAAAAAUGACAUUCUUCUGUGCUUAAGAAAAACCGUUUGCAAAGUAAUGCCUAUGUACUAUGAAAGAGAAAGUAUAAUAAACGGUGUUAAAGUAUAUAGAUUCGCUUUACCCGAAAACGCCUUUGAUAGAAAACGAAACGGUACCGACUGCUAUGCAUCAAAUGCCAAACCUUUGCCAGAUGGAGUGAGUGACACUUCAAAGUGUUUCUUUGAUUUUCCAAUGGUAGCCUCUUAUCCUCAUUUCUAUACCGGAUCUCCUCCUAAGGAUAAAUAUGUAACCGGUUUAAAACCCGACCGAUCCAAACAUAGCUCCUACAUAUACGUUGAACCGAUCACCGGAGUCCCUUUCAAGGCAAUAGCCAGACUGCAGUGUAAUUUGCAAAUUAAUGAUCUAUCCAGCUUUUAUACGCCACAUUACAACAAGUUUUCCAAUCUCAUCUUACCCAUAGGAUGGAUAGAAUAUAGUCAAGAAGAUCUUCCCGCCGUCGUCAAGCACACAGUGUAUUUUAUGGUGGUCAUUUUACCUCCACUGUCAAUUAUCAUGUUUAUUUUGUUACUUCUUUUAGGGUUGUACCUCACUAUAAAACAAUUUAUAUCACAAAAAUUAAAAAAGAAAAUACUAUUACUCAUAAUGCGAUCCAAGAAACACAAAAUUGAUAACUUAGGACAAAAUAAUUUAUUUAUAGACGAAAUGGAAAUUUUUUUGAAUAAAUGUGCCGAUAGC